CACGAUUAGACGCGCAACACAAAGAAAAGUGCGGCUGGCUUGACGUGUAUUUUCAAGAUGCGGCUGGUACCGCAGUUUCUGACAGAUCAUUCCCUAUUCCCAUUUCAGGAAAAAGAAAAACGAAAACAGUCGUUGCCCCUGACCCGGAAGUGAAGAGAUCUUUGCUGUAACGUGACGGUUCUUGUUCGAAACUUUCCUCUGUGUUUAUGGCGAGUCAAAAAAGAAAUCUGCGCUGAAUUCCAGAAAAGACUACAAAGAUGACUUUACAGUGGACUGCAGUAGCGUCGUUCCUCUAUAUGGAAAUAGGAGUCCUUUUGCUGCUCUGCCUGCCAUUCAUCUCCCCUCAGAGAUGGCAGGUCAUUUUCAAGCUGAACAUAUGGAAUCGUGUUGAAUGGCUUUGGAAAAGAGUUUUUCUGGCAAUGAUCAUUAUCCUUAUUGUUCUCUUUCUGGAUGCUGUGAGGGAAGUGAGGAAGUACUCUGGAAUGCAGAUCAGUAAAGACUCUAAGAUGUACCCUAACAUGUUUGACCAUGUGCAUUUAAAGCUGUUUAGAUCUCAGAGGAACUUGUACAUCUCUGGCUUCGCCCUCCUCCUGUGGCUCAUUUUGCAGCGAGUCAUCAUGCUGAUAAAUCAGCUCGCAGUGGCUGCAAACACCAACUCGAGUCUUCAUGUCCAGAUAGAGGAUGCUAAUCAGGCUGCCAAAACAUAUAUGGAGGAAUCAGAACAGCUUAAGCAGGCUUUGAAAGAUUCCACAGGGGAUGAAAAGAAGGCACUUGGAAACGAACAUCUCAGGAAUGAGGUGUCACAACUCAAAAAGGAGCUGAAGACAUUUGCUGACGCUCUGCAAAAGUCCAAGACAGAAGCAGGGACCGUUAAAACGCAAACUGUGGCUCUGACCAAAGAUUACCAAGAUUUACUUCAAAAUCAAACAAAACUGCUGAGUCUGACUGAGAUUGAAGAUAAGAAAGAUGUUUGAGAACCGCGCCAAAAUCAGCCACUAUUCUGAAGUAGCAUGGGGCAAGUUCCUUCACCCCAGUGUAACCCACAGCACUGUCACGUUUCUUACACCCCUACAAAAGCAGCUUGAACAGCAGCAUGGCUGUGUUUGUAGCAUUUACAUUUCUAAGUCACAAUUUUCUGAGUAAGUGAGAGGACCUUCUUCAUUUAGUAUGUAAAGUUUCUAAUUUUUUCUUUAGUAACCGAUUUAUAGAAUUAGAUACAGUAUAAAGUUUGGCAAAUAUCAAGAAAUUCUUUAAAGUGAAGAUGCUUUCAUGUAUAAUAAAGUGUUUGAAAUACUACAAACGGUAAACAGUUAUGCACUGAACUAAGUCAGUGAUUUGCAGGUACACACUGCACAGCUUUAUAUACGUUUUAUUGAGUAUGUUGGAGAAUCUGCUCCAGUUCGUCUGAAGAUGCUGACUGUCAAACUUGCUUCUGUUUGUGCAGGUAAAACCUGCAAUCACAUUUUUUGUCUAAAAUGUUAUAUAUUUGUGUAAUUCAGGGUUAUCUUGUAAUAGUAAUGUUUGGAAAUUAAAAAUGUUUUUGUAGUCAUUUUCAGUAAUGCAAAAGUUAUGUUUUACUUUUUCUCUAUGACUUUUAUGCAAUUUGUGAGAAACUCAAAAGCAAUAAAAGAAAAUUUAUAAAAUAA
Silurus meridionalis is the source of this 1646-nucleotide messenger RNA. It is a transcript of the gene bcap29, whose product is annotated as B cell receptor associated protein 29. The transcript is spliced from 9 exons. Bases 258 to 974 code for a protein of 238 amino acids. Gene Ontology annotation, biological process: endoplasmic reticulum to Golgi vesicle-mediated transport; intracellular protein transport. Gene Ontology annotation, cellular component: endoplasmic reticulum membrane; endoplasmic reticulum. Lineage: Eukaryota; Metazoa; Chordata; Actinopteri; Siluriformes; Siluridae. The record is from RefSeq and is a predicted model, not a curated record.